CGAUGACGCACUACAACAUUGGGGACAAUACCAAGGUUUGACCAAGACCAACCAAAAUCGCAUGAACCAACGCUUGGCUGGACUGCGACACGCUCUUCUCAGAUCGAUUGAAGGAAUUCUUGCAAGGGCACAUCCAAAAUGCCGGCCCGGAAACGCCGUGCGACGUCGCCGCCUGCGGAGGUCGAGAACGAAACCCGCCGGCGGUCCCGGCGCAUCUCGAGCACGCCGAAGAAGAGCAAGUACUUUGACGGAAGCGAUGCCGAUGAAGGAUUUUAUGGCGACGCAAAGCUCGAGGAUGAGGCCGAUGAGCCUGGGAGCGAGGCCGACGAGGAGGAGGAAGUGGAGCCGCCCAAGAAGCGUGGGCGGGGACGGCCGAAGGGUCAAGCCGCCAAACCCAAGGCCAAGCCACAGCCAAAGGCUGCAAAGGCCAAGGCUUUGAAGAAGCAGAAGAUUGAGGAAGUUGAAGAUAACUACCAAGAUGAGCAGCCUGACGAGGAUGACGACGAGGAUGACGACGAGGGAGAUGAUUUCGAGGGCGAGAGGAGGGUCACCAUCAUCCCGCUCGAAAAGCUCCGGCCCCUAGAUGGCGUCGACUACUCUGAUGAGACUGUACACAAGAACACACUCCUAUUCUUGAAAGACCUGAAGUCUCAUAAUCAGAGGUCGUGGCUCAAGAGCCAUGACGGCGAGUAUAGGCGUGCGCUUAAGGACUGGAACUCCUUCGUUGAGACCAUUACGCCCAAGGUCACAGAGGUCGACUUCACCAUCCCCGAGCUGCCUGCCAAGGAUCUCGUCUUUCGGAUUCACCGGGACAUUCGCUUCAGCAAGGACCCGACCCCGUACAAGGCUCAUUUCUCAGCCGCGUGGUCAAGGACAGGCAAAAAAGGCCCGUACGCUUGCUAUUACAUCCAUCUCGAGCCGGGCUCCUGCUUCAUCGGCGGCGGUCUAUGGUGCCCCGAGGCAUCGCAUCUGCAAAAGUUGAGGGAGAGCAUCGACGAACGGCCGCAGCGUUGGCGUAGGGCUUUGAACGAUGAGAGGUUCAAGAGGACAUUCCUACCCAAGGCCGCGAAGAAAGGGGGCGAGGAGGGAGCGUUGAAGGCGUUCGCCGAGACGAACAAGGGUAAUGCGCUGAAGACGAAGCCAAAGGGCUAUCUGGCGGACCAUCGCGAUAUCGAACUUUUGAAGUUGCGCAACUUCACCAUUAGCAAGAAGGUUGACGAUCGGAUCUUCACCGAAGAGGACGCCCAAGACAAGGUUUGCGAGAUCAUCGCAGCCAUGCACCCUUUUAUCACUUUCCUGAACAGCAUUGUCAUGCCCGACCCCAACCUGGAUGACGAAGACGACAGCGAAGAUGAGGACGACGGAGACCAGGAGGAGAAUGGAGAUGCCGAAGAAGGCAGUAAUCCCGAGGAGACGGGCGAUGAAGAGGAGGAAGAAGGCAAGGAUUGGAGCACGCACAAGUUUUGAGAUCUGAUACGAGUUGUAGCUACCUCUCGCGUGCCGAUACUUUGCAUACUGUUGCGUCGGAGCUGACGGGAGGAUUUUGAAUCUGGUUCUGGGUGGCUCGGCAGGUCGAGUCACGUUUGCGCAGGAGCAAUCUGGGCAGCUGUCUCUGUGGGACCACUCGGCCUCAUGAGAUAUGAUUGUACGAUACGGAAUGAAGCGGUUAGAAAACCCAAAAACCGAGGACCGAGUCUUCCAACGAGAUGUUCCGCCA
Messenger RNA from Colletotrichum navitas, 1717 nucleotides. RefSeq lists its product as uncharacterized. The transcript is spliced from 5 exons. The coding region runs from base 139 to 1467 and encodes 442 amino acids. NCBI's taxonomy places the organism in Eukaryota, Fungi, Ascomycota, Sordariomycetes, Glomerellales, Glomerellaceae. The record is from RefSeq and is a predicted model, not a curated record.